AUGUCUGUUAAAGUUGCUAUAGUCGGAGCAGGCCUUAUUGGCCCUCGUCAUGCACAAUCCGUGAUCUCAAACACAUCAACAGAGCUAGUUGCUCUCGUUGACCCAAUGCCAGCCGGAGAAGCAAUUGCAUCCAGCCUCAAAACCAACUACUACCCUUCAGUGGCUUCGCUACUUGUAUCUCCCCGCCGCCCAGAUGCAGCAAUCGUCUGCACACCAAAUCACACGCACGUCCUAGUCGCAAAGGAGCUUCUCGCAGGAGGAGUCCAUGUCCUCCUGGAAAAGCCCGUGAGUGACACCCUAGAGAGUGGUCGCUCCCUACUAGAAUUUGCUCAAGGUCCAGAGCGAGCCCACCUUAAACUCCUAGUCGGCCACCAUCGUCGCUUCAAUCCCUAUGUGCGAGCCACCAAAUCCGUCCUGGAGGCUGGAUCUCUCGGUCGGCCCAUCGCCGUCAAUGGCUUAUGGACCUUGUACAAGCCGGAGGCAUACUUCGCCCCACCAACAGACUGGCGUGCGUCGAAUGAGCGCGGUGGCGGUGUCAUCCCCAUCAACCUCGUCCACGACAUCGACCUCAUGCACCACUUUUUCGGACCGAUUGUACGCGUAACCGCAGAGCACACGCUUCCGCAGCGCCCAAGUCCACCUCACGAUGCCGAUGAAGGUGCCGCUCUGACACUGCGUUUUGCUUCAGGUGUAGUGGGAACAUUCUUGAUCUGUGAUGCGACGCCAUCUCCGCAUAACUUUGAGACUGGUACGGGGGAGAACCCACUCAUCCCUCGGUCGGUGACUGGAGGUGACUCGGACUUUUAUCGUAUAUUUGGAUCAGAUGCCUCGCUGAGUGUGCCGGAUAUGAUGCGUUGGAGCUAUGAUGCCAGCCUCGAGAAGAGUUGGAAUCAUCCUUUGACUGUUGAUCGCAUCCCGCUUCCUGAUAACAAGGCGCCGUUCGAUUUGCAGCUUGCGAACUUUGUUGAUGUUAUCAACGGCGAUGCCGCUCCUAGCUGUACUGGUGAGGAAGGUUUACGUGCGUUGAUUGUUUGUGAGGCUGUUCAGAAGGCUAUGCGAUCCGGCCAGCCUGUGGAUAUUGAGGUUGACUUGUUGCCCAAGGUCGGAUAA
Messenger RNA from Penicillium paradoxum, 1110 nucleotides. Its product is annotated as Gfo/Idh/MocA family protein. Gene Ontology annotation, molecular function: nucleotide binding. The record is from RefSeq and is a predicted model, not a curated record. Bases 1 to 1110 code for a protein of 369 amino acids. NCBI's taxonomy places the organism in Eukaryota, Fungi, Ascomycota, Eurotiomycetes, Eurotiales, Aspergillaceae. The transcript has a single exon.